Molecule: messenger RNA, 828 nt
Organism: Tinamus guttatus (white-throated tinamou)
Lineage: Eukaryota; Metazoa; Chordata; Aves; Tinamiformes; Tinamidae
Product: dimethyladenosine transferase-like
Biological process (GO): rRNA methylation
Cellular component (GO): nucleolus
Molecular function (GO): rRNA (adenine-N6,N6-)-dimethyltransferase activity
Source: RefSeq, a predicted model, not a curated record
GCUGCCUUAUGGCGUACGGAUGUCAUUCUGGAAGUAGGCCCUGGAACUGGUAACCUGACAGUGAAAAUGUUAGAGAAAGUAAAAAAAGUUAUAGCCUGUGAAAUUGACCCUAGACUUGUGGGCGAACUUCAAAAGAGAGUGCAGGGCACGUGUCUGGCAAACAAACUGGAAAUCAAGGUUGGAGAUGUGUUGAAAAUGGAUUUACCGUUCUUAGCGUGUGUAGCUAACUUGCCUUAUCAGAUUUCUUCACCCUUUGUUUUCAAGUUGUUGCUUCACAGACCUUUCUUCAGGUGUGCGAUACUUAUGUUUCAAAGAGAAUUUGCACUUCGUUUGGUUGCAAAACCGGGGACUAAACUCUACUGCAGACUCUCUAUUAAUACUCAGUUAUUAGCUCGUGUGGAUCAUCUGAUGAAGGUUGGAAAGAACAACUUCAGGCCCCCUCCUAAAGUUGAAUCCAGUGUUGUCAGGAUAGAGCCAAAGAACCCACCACCACCUAUCAACUUUCAGGAAUGGGAUGGUCUGGUAAGGAUAGCCUUCGUUAGGAAAAACAAGACACUCUCUGCAGCAUUCAAAUCAAGUGCUGUAGAGCAGUUGUUGGAUCAUAAUUACCAAAUUCAUUGUUCCUUAAAUAAUACAGAAAUACCAGAAAAUUUCAAAAUUGCAGAGAAAAUACAGACAGUCUUAAAAAAUACAGGUUACUCUGAAAAACGUGCCCGUUCAAUGGAUAUAGAUAACUUUAUUAGGAUUGGUGUUGGCCUGAUCCUUACAAUACUGGCCUGUAAUCAACGCUGUUCCUUAACAUCCCUCCUGAUAGACCCACAGGACUAG